Molecule: messenger RNA, 2225 nt
Organism: Vespa velutina
Lineage: Eukaryota; Metazoa; Arthropoda; Insecta; Hymenoptera; Vespidae
Exons: 4
Coding region: 732-1517 (261 amino acids)
Source: RefSeq, a predicted model, not a curated record
UUUCUCGAAGAAUCGCCGUCCGACUAAUUAAAGAUAUGCGUCGGAGUUUUAUCGGCGUAUCUUCUUAGGAUCUUUACGAUCUAAGUUAAUUCAAUGACGCACUGAUUACCGUCUUGAUGAUAGAAAAGAAAAUAUCCAUAUUUUUAUAACACGCACGAAGUUUUUCCAUACGAUGCUGCCGAUCUUAAAUAGAGUAGAAAAAAAGAAAGAAAAAAAAAUUCAUUAGAAAGAACCGACGUAUGCGCAUAUAGAAAAUGGCAUAUAAAAGUGAAAACAUUUCACUUAGAAAGUUAUAAUCGUAAGAUCCAUUAGAAUCCGUAAGAUCCGCAAACCGUGAAAAAUUGAAAAGUGCCACGAGUCCGUCGGUGAUUUGUCAAAAUGAAUAUCUUUAGUUUGUCGGUGACGAGAGAGGCAGUCUCGUUGUCAUUUCUUCGUUCGUAAAGGAAGAAAGGAAAAAAGAAGCGCUUUGAAAGAAAGAAAGAAAGAAAGAAAGAAUUCGUUCGACGCCGUACAUUCCAUCAGGUAUCGUCCUAGUCGUCUUCGGUGUCUUGGUAUUGGUCCACGGCGCCUCCUUAGGAGGAUCAGGUGCAGGAUUAUGGGCAGGUACAGGCGCUUUGGUAGCUGGUGCGCUCGGUGUGGUAGCAGCUUUGGCGAGUUCAUCCGGAAGGACGAAUUCUGGAUUUUCGACGGCUCAUUUGGCCUCCAGCUUGGUGGCCCUGGCGCUAUCCAACAUGGCCGCCAUCACGGCCCUGACAGCGGUCGUCAGGGACUCCCAAAGGACUCCGGAGGUGACCCUCUUGACGCUUCCCGGCGAAGAGAACAACGUGCUGGAAAUAGAAGGUGGUUGGGCCGGUCUAUUAGCCAGCAUCGGUCUGCUGAUCGGCAGCGUCGCAGAACUCCUUAUCUCGGGCUACACAUGUCUGACCUUAACGCCGAAACUCUGUAGCUGUCUGAGAUCGAAUCAAGCGGACGAUAUCGGUUGCGUAGAUGGUCGAUUGAAGACUCGUAAUAUGGUCCAACAGUGGGUUGUCGCACAAAAUCACGUGCCCAAGAAUCAACCGAUCUACGUCGUUCAGCCGAUGAUGCCGGUUCAUCAUCCCUUGAUUCGCUCACCCUAUGGGGGGAUACCCGGCGCAGGACCAGGAAAGUAUCCAGGAGGAUUUAUCUCUGCAACGGCUAUCCCUAUACCACCAGCGCCUUACCGACCAAUCUCCGUAAUAUCGCACGUGCCUUAUGCUCAACGACCGCCAUCGCAAAUGAUUCGGCUAAAGCACAACAAGCGUCAGGGUCAACCGGGACAGGAGGACAACGUCGAUAGAAAACGACCGUCAGAAGGGAAAAGUGAAUUCAAGAGAAUAUCCUCGAUCAGCGAGGAUCAAGUUGACUUGGCUCAGACCUACACUGGUUUGGACAAAAAAAUUUCCGAGGAAUUUAUCUCCAUCGCAAUGGAUCCAGAUAGAAAGUCCAAAGCUUCGAGUCAUCAUGGUAGCGAGGUCGGCGUCGCGAAGAAUACGUGAAACGUUAUACCAAUUCGGCACUACUCGUUUCAAUUUUCUACUCCUUUCUUCGCGCGUCCUUUAAAAAGACAAAUUACCAGCGAUAAGGAUUUCAGUGGAUGCUUUUUAACAUCCGUCCCUCGUUAAGUCUGUCUAGAAUCAACCAAAUAAUCUUAUCCUUUCGAAAUAUAGUCAUCGAGCAUACAGUAGGUGAUUGCAGACUGCAAUCUUUUAGACUCUUUUGUUUUUUUUUCUUUUUGUUUUUUUUUUAAUUCGAUCGCAGUCGUUCGUAGCUUUCGGCUCCCGGUUGUUAAUAUCAAACGAUCUCGAUAGAUAUUAAAUUGAUCGAUUUUCGAACAACUUGUAUUUCUACGAUGAAGAAACGAACGAUGCGCUCCAAUUCGAUUCUGUCGGUUGCUCGACUCGACAAAACUUUAUAUUAGUUUUCUAGUUAUUUGUACAGAUAUUCCUUCUUCUUAAGAUGGGUUUGUAGUUUCCUGCGGACUCUCUCGUGUAUAUAUAUAUACAUUCAUAGCAAUAGUAAUAAUAACAAUAAUAAUAACAAUAAUAAUAAUAUUAAUGAUAAUAAUAAUCGAAUAAAAUAUAUUGAUAAAAUAUAUUAUUACGCGCGCAUACGCAGGAAGCAUGCGCGGACUUUUAUAUUUAUACGUCAACAUAUGUCAACAUGUAGAAAGUUGUUAGUAAAUGUAAUAAAGCAUAUAAAAAGUU